AUGGCAGAGGAGCUGGAACAACAUAUGAAGGAUUUCAAUCUAUCUGAAUCUGAAAAUUUGAUAAUCGAUAUUGAGUCGGAGGACGUGCACAAGAGUGAAGAGGAAUGCAAAAGAAGCUUAUUUGGGAAGAUAAUCGGAGAUAGGAAAGCGCAUUGGGUAGGGUUGAAGCGUGCGGUGGUCCAAAUUGUGGAAGCUACAACAGGGACUGGAGAGUGGAGGGAAGGGUUGUCAGGAAAUCAUACUUGCUUUGAGGAUAUGAGACUAAAAUUCAUAAUCUGGCGAUUGCCAAAGCAGGUGAAUAUUAACUUGAAGGAGCCAUUAGUUAGGUGUACUAGUAUUAGACUAGAAGAGCAUAUUGUGGUGGUGAACUUUAAGUACGAAAAGUUGGUGAACUUAUGCUAUUACUGUGGUAAGAUUAGGCACUUAGAGAGGGGCUGUGUGAAUGAGGGGAAGUUUGGAGAAUGGUUAAAGGCAGUUGAUGGGCUGCAAUGGACCGAGAACUCAAGCAACAACAACCAUUCAGGGUCUCUUGGUUCUCAACCAAUACCUGUCACCCCUCAUUUAAAUGCUUCGGUGGAGAAGAAUAAUGGAGGUGAAGAAGUAGUUAACAAGCUAUGCCUAACCAAUAUAGCAGCUUCAGGGAGACUGGAGGAGCCAGAAUGUGAAAUGGUCCCUAUGGUGCUCAAAGCUAUGGAAAUAGAACAAAAGUGUCAGAAAGGAGAGACUUACUCGGGCCCAACUUUGGAGAAACCUUCUUCCGAAGCCCAGCAUUGA
This is a messenger RNA of Striga asiatica, 774 nucleotides long. Lineage: Eukaryota; Viridiplantae; Streptophyta; Magnoliopsida; Lamiales; Orobanchaceae. The record is from the annotation of a GenBank genome assembly.